CCCCUGGCACUUCCGAAGACUCCCAGUCCUUUCUCUGCAGCCGGUACUUGAAGACUCCAAGCUUUCCCCUCGGAGGAAAAAAACCCGAAUAUCUAAAUCAGCUGUACUCUACGGUCUUCCCUCGUUUCUCCCUCCGCCAGGCACCACCCCCACCCCUUCCAUUGUGUAGUGCGUCUAGCUCGGCUUCCUGCGUGAGACCUUAACCUCACUUGGAGCAGGAGGGAUUACUGAGAAUUUCGGAACCUUGAGUUGCCAUGGAGCUGUACGGAAAGAUGGCCUCUGCCCAAGAUGCCAGGUAUGGCCAGAAAGACUCCUCUGAUCAGAACUUUGACUACAUGUUCAAACUGCUCAUCAUUGGCAAUAGCAGCGUGGGGAAGACAUCUUUUCUCUUCCGUUACGCGGAUGACUCCUUUACAUCUGCGUUCGUCAGCACAGUUGGGAUCGAUUUCAAAGUCAAAACUGUAUUCAAAAAUGAAAAGAGAAUUAAGCUUCAGAUUUGGGACACAGCAGGCCAGGAAAGAUACAGGACUAUCACCACAGCCUAUUAUCGCGGGGCCAUGGGCUUUAUUUUAAUGUAUGACAUCACAAAUGAAGAAUCCUUCAAUGCAGUACAGGACUGGUCAACUCAAAUCAAAACAUACUCAUGGGAUAAUGCCCAGGUUAUCCUGGUUGGGAACAAAUGUGACAUGGAAGAUGAGCGAGUCAUCUCAACCGAGAGGGGCCAACAUUUAGGAGAACAGCUUGGAUUUGAAUUUUUUGAAACAAGUGCCAAGGAUAACAUUAACGUCAAGCAGACAUUUGAGCGCCUUGUGGAUAUCAUCUGUGACAAGAUGUCUGAGAGCCUGGAGACAGAUCCAGCCAUCACUGCCGCAAAGCAGAACACAAGACUCAAGGAAACCCCUCCUCCACCACAGCCCAACUGCGGCUGUUAGUGUCCCCCAUACAGGCAGCUCCAGAGGGGUUGGUUGCUAAAAACAGCAUUUAUAAAUGAUUGAUUAGCCUUCAUUUAUACUGCCUAAUAACUAUUUGAGGGAAAUCUUUGAUGUCAGUGGCUCGAACAUGCAUUCAAUUCUGGGGAGAUUCCCUGUGUUAAUAUGUGGCAAAUAUGUGAUCUUAACUUUGUAAGGACUAUCCAUCUAUAAACAUCUGGUAUUUGCA
Cervus elaphus (red deer) is the source of this 1158-nucleotide messenger RNA. It is a transcript of the gene RAB3C, whose product is annotated as RAB3C, member RAS oncogene family. Lineage: Eukaryota; Metazoa; Chordata; Mammalia; Artiodactyla; Cervidae. Gene Ontology annotation, molecular function: GTPase activity; GTP binding. The record is from RefSeq and is a predicted model, not a curated record. The transcript has 5 exons. Gene Ontology annotation, cellular component: synaptic vesicle; endosome; plasma membrane. Bases 255 to 932 code for a protein of 225 amino acids. Gene Ontology annotation, biological process: protein secretion; regulation of exocytosis; protein localization to plasma membrane.